AAAACCUGGUGGCAGUUCAUAUGAGGAGAACCUCGGUAAAACUUAAAAAACCCACCUAUCUGGGAAUGAGUAUCCUGGAUAUCAGCAAAACCCUCAUGUACUACUUUCAUUAUAACUACAUCAAACCGAUGUAUGGGGAUAACGCCAAACUCCUAUUCACAGACACGGACUCCCUGUGCUACGAAAUCACCACCGAGGACUUCCUCAAGGACAUUUCCAAAGAUGUUUACGAAAAAUUCGAUACCAGCAACAUCGACAAGGGUCAUCCCUCCGGAAUUCCGACCGGAAUAAACAAGAAGGUUAUCGGAAUGAUGAAAUCGGAAACAGGAGGAAAACAGAUAGAAGAAUUUGUCGGACUCAGAGCAAAACUGUAUGCCUACAAAAUGGUGGAAGACGGGGAGGAAAAAAAGAAAUGCAAAGGCGUCAAGAAGACAACCAUUAGAAAGGAAAUAACGUUCGACAACUAUAAGGAUUGCCUCUUCAGCGGUGAGAAACAGUGGAGGGGAAUGAAUGUCUUCAGAAGUACACUGCACCAAAUAGAUACCGAAAGGAUCGUCAAGGUAGCCCUAUCGGCAAACGAUGAUAAACGCAUCAUCUGCAAAGACGGGAUACACACCUUAGCAAUAGGACAUAAAGACCUAAGACGGUAGGAAUCCAGGCAAACUGAUUUUAAUAUUCAAGGUACUCGGGUACUCAUCUAUCUACCCCUAGUUAGAGUCCCACCUAUAGACUGUUGAUCCUGAAUUUGAGGUACUUCUGACUAGAUUUAAGAUUACUCACAAGUUAACUGAGAUCUACUCAUGAGAUUACUCAAAUUUACUCAUGAGAUUACUUGCGAGUAGUCGUAAGAUACUUUUGACUAGAUUUAAGAUUACUCACAAGUUAACUGAGAUCUACUCAUGAGUAGUCGUAAGAUACUUUUGACUAGAUCUAAGGUUACUUACUAGUUAGUUAAAUCCUACUAUAAGUAAAGAGAAACCAUGUCGGAAGUAAACACGGAUACAACAGCAGUACCCGUAACAAAUCCGGUAAAGACCCACGUCAAGGAUCCCAUGAGGGUGGAGGCGGGGCGUAGGCUUGCUAAGAUCAGUAAGGAAGCGAAAGCUAGGAAGAAAGCACGGAUUUAAUCUAUCAGGGAAGAGGAGGAGAACGUUCUGACCGGGGAAUCCAGAAAUGAUGGGUCAGUAGUCACCUUAGAAAGAGUCGGCCUGGUAGUAGGUAUCGCCGCAGCCCUCGGGUCCCUUUACUUCAUGUGGCACAGCAGUCAGGAGAAGGACGAGAAGCCUGAGAAAGAUAGGGUUGUAGAGGAGCCGAAACCUGUUGUUAUCACGCCAAAAGGUCCUGACUUGUUUGAUUGAGUAUAAUAAAACAAUGUCGCAGAUAUUCUUAGACGUACUGACCUUCUUCGUAGCAUCUCGAGCCGCACUGAUUUACAUCCGCACGCUUGAGGCGGAAGAAGCCAGACGAAAGGCGACGGAAGCCGAAGGCAAGGAAAGUGAAGACAGGAUGCUCGACACCCUGGAAAGAAGAUUUUCCCUAAUCCUGGAAAAAAAGCUAAAGGAUAAACAGUUCUACUAUAAUAAAAGACAUAAUGAUCGACACGAAGAACGAAGUGAUCAACGAACAGUACGAUGCAGCACUAUUGACAACAGGAGUCGUUGGGGUAUCCUACCUUGCAAAAACGGUUGCCGGAAAAAGCCUCGGUGCACCGAUGACCCUAGAAGGAGCAGCAAAGCUUGCCGUUGCCGUAGCCGGAAGUGCAUUCACCAUAGGAUAUCUUAAGGAUAAGGGAUACAUCCCAAAAAUGAUUGACAAAUAAAGAAUGACAACUAUCGUAGUCGGAGGACUCUUUAAUGCCGUGGCCUUUGCCGGGGCCGGCUUCCUAUUCUCCAGGUUGAAUGGACAGGGCUACAAGGAAGAGGUAAAAAGACACAACCAAGCCUUAGAGAAGCUUGCGAAAGCCAAGGAGAAGUUUUACGAAUCCGAAGUGAGGCGCAGGAACGACGAGGCAAGACGGAGGGCUGAAAUUCCGGAUGCUAACAAGGAUAUCGAGGGAACAAACCGGGCACUGAAAGACCUGAGGGACUAUACGAGGCUUAUGGAUAGUACGGCAUCCCAACGCAGACCGAAAUUGGAGGACUACUAUCAACCAUCGGACGAAAUGAAAAAAUACGCAGUGUUGACAGUGGGUAUACUGGGUGUUGGAGGAGCCUAUGGAUUAGCACGAAUAUUUUAA
Molecule: messenger RNA, 2236 nt
Organism: Paramuricea clavata
Lineage: Eukaryota; Metazoa; Cnidaria; Anthozoa; Malacalcyonacea; Plexauridae
Source: the annotation of a GenBank genome assembly